Molecule: messenger RNA, 982 nt
Organism: Helobdella robusta
Lineage: Eukaryota; Metazoa; Annelida; Clitellata; Rhynchobdellida; Glossiphoniidae
Exons: 3
Coding region: 1-765 (254 amino acids)
Source: RefSeq, a predicted model, not a curated record
AUGUGCUCACAUUUGAGAGAUUACAAAGUCGAACAAAGUGACUGCUCUCAAUUUUUGCCCUUCAUCUGCGAAAAGGAUCCCUUCAUCCAGCCGAAAAUGAACUGGCUGCCAAUCAUAAUCACCCUGGUCUUCGCUUCUCUCGUCAUCUUCUUCGUCAUCAUCCCCACACUCAUCUUCUGUUGCAUCAAAUCAUCUCAGAGGAAGGAUGAGAAGGAGGAUAGGAAGCACAAAUCGUUGCACGCCAGCAGGCAGUCGCUCAACUCGUUGUCAGGCAGCAGACAUUAUCUGGAUGAGACUAGCAAGAGCUACCGAAGCGAGGAGCCCCGCAAGAAACGUCCCUUGCUGGACGGGACUGCCUCCUACAGGAACGACGAUGCAUCCUCCGAUCUCAUCAUCAAAACCGACUACAGAGACGACUUCUCCUACUUGUCCGACACCACCGAUCAAACAUCUUUCAAAUUUUCAAUGAGCAGGCCACACGUGCUUCCACACGUUGAGAAUGAAAUUCAACUGCUGGACCAGGCGUACAACGAGAGAUCUCGACCAACAGACAAUAUGACAGGCGAAGCCAAACCCUACUUUUCAAGUUUCUCAAGUGAACCUCCUUCAUACCCAAAGCCAAAACCUCGUACCAGCAAGCAAUCAAACCCCAGCGACAGUGAAACGUUCACCUCAAACGAUGAAGUUACAAUAGCUGGUGGUAGUUCGACGAAGAAAAAACGAGCAAGACCCAAACUAAAACCUUUGGAGGAGGGAAAUAUGUAACUCGUCGGAACAGCAUUCCAAAUAAUUGAAUUACAAACGUGUGUGUUUGUGUGCCUGUGUGUGCGUGCGUGUGUGUAUGUGUGAAACUUGUAAUUUGUACAGAGAAGUCAUUGGUCAGUUGUUCAUGAGUAUUAUAUUUUCACGUUUUUAUUUCCAGUUUUAUUCUAAUCAGUGUCUUUGAAACUGCUUUUUUUAAUUAAAAAUAUGUUUGUGUAAA